AUGGCCAGGCUUGUGGACAGCUUGCUUCGAGGGAGAGCUCAGGCAUCUGCUCGUCACGAAGCCGCUACCGCGGUGUCGGACAUACGUGCCUUCGUUCACGCUUGGAGACCCGAUGCACCUGCGUCAAAAGAUGAACAGGACAGCACUGAACCAGAAGGGCGAGGUCGAACUCGAAGCCAUGGUAGCGGCGGGAGUGACCCAAGUAUGAACAGACCUUCGGCCGACACCCUCCUCAAGCUUGCGCAGGCCUUGGAAAUGUUUGAAGACGCGGAAGGGUACUUCUCUCGACUGCCGGGUUCUUUCUACGCGACUGGAUGGCAGAAGUUCGGCAUGCCUUCGCUAUCGGCGGAAGACCUCAUCAUGGCUGUCCACAAGGCAUCGAGUCGCCGGAUAGAGGUGUUGAGCAGAACGACAGGGAACGUCGAUCAGAUGGUAGAGGGCUACGAGUGGCAACUAAAGAUCCUCACGGCACGAUCGCCCGCGGGCUUGAGGAUGAGCACCGCUGUACACGCCGCCUCGGUCGGCGAGGAGAGGUUCAAGAAGGGAGAUUGCCGGGGGGCGUCAAGGAUCCUAAGGCUAGCUUUACAAGCCAUAGGAGGUGACGUGGGAUCGGGACCAACGGCCACAGCAUCCGACCCUCAAGCCGCUCAUACUGGCAAACUACGUAGAACGAUCCUGUUCUCUCUCGCUCACUGUUGCAGCAAAAGCGGCGAUCACAACAACGCCAUCAAGUUCAUCAAGCACCUCGAGGAAGGUGGUGGAUGGUGCGCCAAAGGAGGGGGCACCGAUCCGCCUCCGAAGUUUCUCUUCGCCAAGUGCAAGGUUUUGACGGACGCCGGCGAUCUCACAGGGGCUUACACGGCGGCAAAAGCCCUCGUCGCCUUGACCCCUGCACCAAGUGGAAAGCCAACAGCGGGCGUCGGCGAUGGUGAACCUGAAGACGGCCUCGAUCUCGCUGCCGCACGGUUGAUAUCAUCAAGAGACGAUUGCUCCGACCGGAGUCUCGAUCUAUUCGCCGCAAUAGCUUCAAGAUUCGCUGGGACGCCAAAGGCUGUGGACGCGAGGGUAGCUCUUCUCAGCGGGCUUGCCAUGGCCGCGCGGCUACGCUCUGAAGGGGGCGGCGCUGGCUGGUGGAGUCCCGACGGCCAACAUGAGAAGGGUUCCGCAGCUGCGGCGACGGCAGAAAAUGAAGCGGUUGGGCGUGCGGAGAAAACAGCCGACGAUAUGAUUGCCGAGAUCUCCGGGUGCAAUAAUGUAGCCACGUACCAGGUCGAUUCCGCGCUCGAGGUUCUGGUGACGUUCACUGAGUUCUUUCAAGGACGUGAUAAGUGGGAGUCAUGUGCCCGGUGGUGCGGAAGGGCGAUCAACCUCGCGACGGGUGAUUCGAAAGGGUCGACGCCAAAGAGGGUCCCGCACGCGGACAAGGCGUCCCUGCUGCUUGCGAGCCUGUUGACGCUCAGAGGGGAGAUGGAGUGUCGAACAGGCGAUUUCGCCUCGAGCAGCCAAACACUCGACCAAGCCCUGGCACUGUGUCCUACCUAUGGCAGGGCACGUGAGGUCGCCUUCUGGUCGGCAGCGCGUGAUCCGAACCGGGACGAGAGCUCGCUAUCUGCUCGACUUUCGGCGCUCUCGGGUCCUCGAGCGAGGCUCACCCCAGGCGCGCGACGAGAGUAUCUCGCAACAUGCGUGGGGCUUGUCGCUGGAGUUCGAAAAGCGACCCAAGACCCGGACCAACGUGGAGAGAGCGACGCAGGCAACGCGAGGUACGAUAGCCGAGUCACCAUGGUCCAGGAACGCCUCCUUGAGGCCCUUCUGGUCGAAGCCCCCGCCACAACCGACAUGGAAAAGGAAGCGGAACCCACCCAGGCCCAACCAUCGACAUCAUCGACGCCGCACGAGGCUGGAUCAGACAAGGAUGGGCCAGCCGGAUCUGCACCCGUCGGAGGGGCAGGAGAGGAUUGCGGAGGUAUAGCUCCAACCCCGAUGGUAGUUGAAGGCGAAGGCGAUGAGGAUGUGGGCGACGUGCCUGUCGCACGCACAGGAGCCGACGCAACACCGCCUGGAAACCGCUCGGCAGGUUCGAACGGAAAUGGAACAGACCCCGUUCCUACCGCCGUUCAAGUCGUGGCAUCUAUGGUAGAUAGCGCACUCCAGUGGGUUUCCAAGGAAGAGAUAAAAGUUCAUCGCGGCUCUGCAGAGGAUGCGGCCUCGGUUCUCUCAAGGGUUCUCCUUUCCGUCGACAAGACUCUGCGGCGUGCCGGCUCCCUCGGCAUCGGCCCCCUGGAUGAUCCGGACAUUCGAUACCUCUCUCACGGUUGCUGGAAUCUCGCGGUUAGAUGCUGCGGGUCGAAUUGUGACCUACCGUGGGGUGACAAAGUCGGGAGCUCGGCAAGCAAAGAUCAGAUGUCUGUCGACGAAGCCACCCACACAGAGAGAAAGCGGAACGACCUUCUUGUGCUGGCCCCAGCGUUUUUCAAGGCUUCGCGAAACUGGGCAGAAAUUGGUUCGGACGCCAACAUGGAAGACGCGCUCUUGAGAAGGCAGAACUGCGUGGUUCUCAGCAUCGCGGCAACAUUAGAGCUGUAUGACUCCAAACCAGUCGAUGGCGCGCCACUCGCCAACGCCACAACGAGCUCGUCUGAAAGGCGAGACAUGCUCGAACGGUCACGGAAGGAAGUGGAGGUUGCCACCGGCCUCAACCGCCUCCUGAGUGACGUUAAACCAGACAUGGCUACAGAGAUGCGAUCAAUUCUCCUUGUGGCAGAGAUGAGUGUGCUGGGCAGGCUUGGCGACUUUGUGGCAGUGCGCUCGCUUGUAGCCAGCCGAGAACCCGAUUUCCUUCGGUGCUCCACCAACCUCCUGCAGUACUGCUUGCAGGACGAGGCACUGCUUGUCGUCGACGAGUUCACGGCGAAGUCCAGAGACCUUCAGGAAGGCCCAGGAAUGCCGUCCGAGGACGUCGACUAUGUGUCUGCCAAGUGCUACAACCUCGGGCUGCAGCUGUUGGAGAUGAGCCGACCGGGUGAGGCGGAAAGGUUUGUCGGGAAGGCCCUUGGACUCCUCAAGCUAGGCUCCAGCCCGGCAUUCGUGAGGCGCUGGGAAGAAGCCAUUCACAAGGUGUACCGUACUACGCUCCAAGCUAAGGGCGACGCAGCAACUGCCACCAACCCAAUCAUGGCGGGGGGAAGUGGGUCUCAGGCGUCAACCGCCAUAGGCGGGAGAGCGUUCCUGUCCACGGGUCUUUUCCCGAUGCCAUGA
Messenger RNA from Ectocarpus siliculosus, 3258 nucleotides. The record is from the annotation of a GenBank genome assembly. Lineage: Eukaryota; Phaeophyceae; Ectocarpales; Ectocarpaceae.